GUGUAGAAGACAAACGCAUCAUAGAAUCCACUCUAAUGAGGUGACUGGCACAAACUAAGUCGUCCAGUCAAAAACAAAAAAGUGGUCUUCGCGUUGAUCAAUGCCAACACUUUCUGAAAAGAACAGCUCAGAAGCUGUCCGCUCCGGCGAGAUGACCGAACGCGCUAGAACACCAACGGAAAAAAGCGAGACGACCAAUGUCGCCGAAAGCACAAUCUCGGACGAUGCCUCGAAGCAUAUCACCGGCAUGGAAGACAUUGAGAACUUCCAAAUAGCCAAGACGACCAGCAACGACGUGAAGGAGAGGGAAGAGCAAGACCCAAAUAUAGUAGGGUGGGAUAGCGAAGAUGAUCCUGCUAAUCCUAUGAACUGGACGUUACUCAAGAAAUGGACAAACGUCGGGCUGAUAUCUGCCAUCACUUUCAUCGUCCCUCUUGCAUCGUCUAUGUUUGCUCCUGGUGUUGCCCAAGUCUCCUCCGACUUUAAUGAAACCAACCCACUCCUCCAAGCUCUUGUCGUCUCAAUAUAUGUCAUCGGUCUCGCAAUCGGACCAUUAGUGCAGGCACCCAUGUCCGAGGUCUAUGGCCGAUGGAUCGUCUAUGCAACCUGCAAUAUCCUAUACGUCGUCUUUACCGUUGCUUGUGCAGUAUCAUCGAAUAUCUCGAUGUUGAUCGUCUUUCGUUUCUUCGCUGGUUGUUUUGGCUCCGCGCCCGUAACUAUUGGUGGAGGCACCAUUGCAGAUCUAUUCCCACCUCAACAGCGUGGACGUGCUCUUUCCCUUUAUACGCUGGGCCCAGUAGCCGGGCCUGCCAUCGGCCCAAUUGCCGGUGGCUUCCUAUCACAAAGUGAGGGUUGGAAAUGGAUCUUUUGGGUCUUAGCCAUUGCAAGCGGAGUCAUCACCGUUGGCCAUAUAAUUUUUUGCCACGAGACGAGCGCAGUUGUGAUACUCAAUCGCAAAGUGAAGAGACUGCAAAAGGAGACGGGCAACAUGAACCUUCGGUCGAAGCUGGACAGACAGAUUUCGAACACGGAAGUGCUCAAGCGAGCAAUCGUGCGUCCGGCCAAGCUCACGAUUCUCUCGCCCAUCUCCGUUCUUAUGUCUGUUUCUACAGCCGUGGUGUACGGCAAUUUGUAUCUGAUGCUGACAACCAUCACCGCUGUUUUUGAGGUGAGCUAUGGGUGGUCAACCGGUAUUUCAGGGUUGGCAUAUAUCGGCAUGGGCGUGGGCAACGUCAUCGGUCUGCUCUCGUUCUCUAUCACUAGCGACAAGUACCUGCAGCAAAAAUCUGCCAAGGGGCUACAACUAAAGCCCGAAGACCGUCUGCCGUUAAUGCUACUCUCUGGCCCAGCCAUUGCUGCAGGCAUGUUCUGGUACGGAUGGAGCGCAAAAGCUCAAACUCACUGGAUCGUUCCCAUUCUCGGAUCUUCACUUGUUGGCGCCGGCAAUAUGUUUUUCUUCAUGCCGAUGAUGGGAUACCUCGUCGAUGCAUACACCAUCUAUGCCGCAUCAGCACUAGCAGCAAACACCGUUCUUCGAUCCAUUGGCGGUGGACUUCUCCCUCUUGCCGGACAGAGCAUGUACAAAUCGUUGGGAUAUGGAUGGGGCAAUUCACUUUUGGGAUUUAUCAUGAUAGGCUUCACGCCUGUCGUCUUGUUCAUUUACCGAUAUGGCGAGUAUAUUCGGACACGAUGGCCACUGAAUCUUGAUUAGACAGUCCGAU
Molecule: messenger RNA, 1721 nt
Organism: Talaromyces stipitatus ATCC 10500
Lineage: Eukaryota; Fungi; Ascomycota; Eurotiomycetes; Eurotiales; Trichocomaceae
Product: bicyclomycin resistance protein, putative
Exons: 4
Coding region: 101-1711 (536 amino acids)
Biological process (GO): transmembrane transport
Molecular function (GO): transmembrane transporter activity
Source: RefSeq, a predicted model, not a curated record